AUGGCAUGUAACAAGAAUGGCACAGAGGUUAAUGAAUUCGUCUUUGUAGGAUUAACAGAUAUCCCAGAGCUUCAGAUUCUUCUCUUCAUAAUAUUCAUCCUUAUCUACCUCUUCACCUUAAUAGGAAACUUGGGUUUGGUAGCCCUGAUUUGGGUGGCAUCCACUUUACAUACCCCGAUGUACUUUUUCCUCAGUGGCCUAUCUCUGGUAGAUUUAGGUUCCUCUUCAGCUAUUAUCCCCAAAGUGAUUGCUGGGAUCAUCACAGGGGACAAGACCAUCUCCUACAAUAGCUGUGCUUCACAAAUGUACUUUUUUGUCUCUUUUGCCACUGUUGAAAAUUAUCUGUUGGCCGCCAUGGCCUAUGAUCGCCAUGUGGCUAUAUGUAAACCCCUACAUUACUCUACCAUCAUGACAUCAAGGAUGUGUGUUGCUCUAACCAUUGGUUGUUAUUUCUGUGGCUUCCUGAACUCUUCCAUCCACAUUGGCUUCAUUUUCAGCCUCUCUUUCUGUAGUUGCAAUGUUGUUAAUCAUUUCUUCUGCGACGUUCCUCCAAUUAUAACUCUCUCUUGCUCAGAUAUCCGCUUCACUGAAUUGCUGGUUUGUAUAAUGGGAGCAUUUAAUAUGGCUUUUUCUAUUUUUGUCAUUGUGACCUCCUACCUCUCAAUCUUCAUUGCCAUUCUGAGGAUCCGCUCUACUGAGGGUCGUCAGAAAGCCUUCUUCACUUGUGCUUCCCAUAUCUUUGCAGUGUCUUUAUUCUAUGGAGCAACCAUCUUCAUGUACCUACAGCCCUCAUCAGUUCAUUCCAUGGACACAGAUAAAAUGGCCUCUGUAUUUUAUACUAUGAUUAUUCCCAUGUUGAACCCAUUGGUUUAUAGUUUAAGAAACAAAGAUGUCAAAAAUGCUUUCAGAAAAGCUAUUAGAAGGAAGAAUCAUUAA
Molecule: messenger RNA, 936 nt
Organism: Monodelphis domestica (gray short-tailed opossum)
Lineage: Eukaryota; Metazoa; Chordata; Mammalia; Didelphimorphia; Didelphidae
Product: olfactory receptor 5B2-like
Biological process (GO): G protein-coupled receptor signaling pathway
Cellular component (GO): membrane
Molecular function (GO): olfactory receptor activity; G protein-coupled receptor activity
Source: RefSeq, a predicted model, not a curated record